Molecule: messenger RNA, 2296 nt
Organism: Larimichthys crocea (large yellow croaker)
Lineage: Eukaryota; Metazoa; Chordata; Actinopteri; Sciaenidae
Gene: nsfl1c
Product: NSFL1 (p97) cofactor (p47)
Exons: 9
Coding region: 62-1186 (374 amino acids)
Biological process (GO): autophagosome assembly; nuclear membrane reassembly; membrane fusion
Cellular component (GO): cytosol; nucleus
Molecular function (GO): ubiquitin binding
Source: RefSeq, a predicted model, not a curated record
AUCAAUCUGUUGCUUGUUUCCUCAGGUGGAGGCGGACCAGCGCUUGAAGGAGCAAAUCAAAAUGGCGAGCCAAGAGGAGUCUGUGAGGGAGUUCGUCGCCGUCACCGACGUGGACGAGGAGAGAGCCCGCUUCUUCCUGGAGUCCGCCGGCUGGAACCUGCAGCUUGCACUCGCCAGUUUCUUUGAGGAUGGAGCUGAUGACGACAUAGUGACGCUUCCUCAGCCGGAAGGAGGCUCCUCGGUGUCCCGGUCCGCUGGGCCAAGCUCUCAGCCCAGAGUGACUUCCUUCAGAGAUCUGAUGCACGAGGCAGAGGAGGAGAGUGAUGAAGAGGAAGGCCAGAGGUUUUUCGCCGGAGGAUCAGAGCGCAGCGGGCAGCAGAUCGUUGGGCCUCCCAAGAAGAAGAGCUCCAACGAAGUGGUGGAGGAUUUGUUCAAGGGCGCCAGGGAACAUGGAGCUGUGCCUCUGGACCGCCCUGGGAGAGGGCCAGGAGAGCCCAGCAAAGCCAGGGCCUUCAUCGGUGGAGGCUACCGGCUAGGUGCAGCUCCUGAGGAGGAGUCAGCCUAUGUGGCCGGAGAGAGGUCAGCCUCCAACAGCCAGCAGGAUGUCCACGUGGUGCUGAAGCUGUGGAAGACGGGCUUCAGUCUGGAUAACGGGGAGCUCAGAAACUACAACGAUCCUGGAAAUGCCAACUUCCUUGAGGCGAUCAGAAGGGGUGAGAUUCCCCUUGAGUUGAGGCAGCGGUCUCGAGGAGGUCAGGUGAACUUGGACAUGGAGGACCACAGGGACGAGGACUUCAGCAAACCCAAGGUCGCCUUCAAGGCCUUUGGAGGUGAAGGACAGAAGUUGGGAAGUGCCACCCCAGAAUUGAUUACAGCGCCGGCGGCCUCUCAGCAAGACCAGGCCGCCAACGAGGCCCAAGCCACUGCCUCUGUGACCCUCAACCCCUCCCAGCCCGUCACCAACAUUCAGAUCCGACUGGCCGACGGUGGCAGGCUGGUCCAGAAGUUCAACCACACCCACAGGGUGUCUGACCUGCGGCAGUUCGUGGUGGCGGCCCGGCCCGCCAUGGCUGCCAGAGAGUUCGUCCUCAUGACCACCUUCCCCAACAUGGAGCUGUCGGACGAGAGCCAGACGCUGCAGCAGGCCAACCUCCUCAAUGCUGUCAUCGUCCAGCGGCUAAAGUGAGGGAAGGGUGUGGGGGAGUAAUAGUGACCAUCCCCUUUCCCCCUCUCCUCUCCCCCUUUGACCCCCCGGUGGUGUGGCUGAGUAACUACAGCCCUGUGAAACCUGCUGCCCCUUCUGAGGGAGGAGAAAACACGGACUUAUGUAUGGACUUCUAAUUUCUGAUUUUUUGUUUUUCUAAAGUGAAACUUAACAUUCUGCUCCCCAGACCCGACCCGACCACACUCUCCCCCCUCCUCCCCCCUCUGUGGUUAGUGAUGGGCAGUUAUGACGGGGAGGAGGGGGCUAAAAAAAAAUCUUCCAGAAUGGAACAGAGAAGGCCGACAGAUGCUGUUGAAGUGUUGCUGUGGUGGUGUGUGUUGUCCUGACAGCAGUAGAUGGUUGAACCUAAAAACACAGCAGCAGUUUGUCUGCAGAGAUGUUCACUAACCCGAGCUCUUUUUUUUCCAUUAACCUGAUCUUCACUCUUCUUUUUCUAUUAACCUUAAAUUGGCCCUUCAGCUGUGUUUACUGUCAGGUGCUGAGGCCUCUCCAGAUUCAUCCAACGACAGACUCCCGGUUAGUUUCUGUCACAACAGCACAAACCACAAUCACAUGAGGAAUACUAGUCUUGUUAAAAUUCAAGUACAGACUGAUAGUGUGGAUUUGUUCCCAUUUCUGUCCACGUAUUCUUUUUGGAGAGAGACGUCUAAGGGCGUAACGAAGCAAUGAGUGUUUCUUUUCUCCUCUAAUCAAACCUGAACCAGUAGCCUUACUCUCCUUUAUUCACCUGCAGAGCGACACCUGUUCCCUUUUGUUCAGAUAAAGAUGGUUAUUUUUUUAAACUGCCUUUUUUCCCCUCCUCUUUUUUUCUUUUUUUUUCCUUUACAGAUUGUAGGAUUGUCCCAGUUAGACAGUGGCAUUUUGAUAUGGUGUAUCAUGAAAACCAGUUACACGCGGCUUUAUUCUCAAACUAAUGGUUGAGCAGAAGAACAUAUAGAUUGUAAACACUGGUUUGUAGUAGUGGAAGUGGAAUUCCUAUGACACACUGACAUCUUCUAUGCAUCCUGGGGCAACACAGAAAUAUGUUUGGACCUCUGGUAAAAUAAAUCCAUUUUAUGGUUGAUGUAUAAA